AUGACUUCAAGAAUCAUCUCCAAGAAGCGAAAGCGACACUCACCUUCACCCGCCGCGCCCUCCAGGAAAAAUCCCAUCGCGACAACCGUAAAGGGACUACACAAAGCCAAAGACGACUUCACUGGUGCCCCCGUGGCUGACGAUACACUCUGGUACCUCACAGUAAACACACCUUCCGAGGACACCUGGACCUACCACGGCCCAACCAAAACCUUCGCAGCCCUAGUCCCAGUAAUCGAAUCCACGAUUCGGGCCUCGACCAGUGUAACCGCAAUGCCGAAAUGGCAAAAGCUCCUCGCCGACGACGCAGAAGAGCAAGAAAACCAAGCCACGGAGCGCGAAAUCCACGGCGACGCCUUCGUAGACUCGCGCCUCGCCCAAGGCAAACUCCGCGCAAAACUGCUAGACGUAGGUAUAACCACAUUCGUGAUCCCGCGCGUGCUGUUCCAGGCAGAGGAAGGAGGCGUGCAGACGAUCUUGCAGAUCGAGCGUGAAGUAAAUCCGGCCGUGUACCGCAUGCUUCCCGCACCUGUUUAUACUGUAUCUUGUGAGGGCCCGGUUCCUAACGAGCAUAUGUUGAUGACGGAGGCGGAGAAGGGCAGGCAGUUGGAGUUUAUGCGUGCGUCGGGGAAGGCGCCGACGCUGCCUGCGCCGAGGUCGACGACGUCGAGGAUUGUUGGGUCGUUUGCGAGUACGGCUGCGGCGAGGAGUGCGGCGACAGAGACUAUGGAGGAGCUGUUGGAGGGGACUGAGGAGUGGAAAAUUACUAGGAAUGAGGCGUGGGGUGCUGAGAAGAAGAAGCGGAAGAAACCUAAGAAGCCGGUCAAGCCGACUGGGCAGGGUGAGACGGAGAAGAAUGGGCAAGCGACUGGGGGGUUGUUGAUGGCUAUGACGCCAGACGGGCGCUGGGAGGUGAAGAUCAAGUAUGAGGAGGAUUGCUUGGCUGGUACUUCGUGA
Periconia digitata is the source of this 957-nucleotide messenger RNA. The record is from the annotation of a GenBank genome assembly. Lineage: Eukaryota; Fungi; Ascomycota; Dothideomycetes; Pleosporales; Periconiaceae.